AAUAGUGAUUUAAUAUAUUAAUUUUUUCAAUUUCUGAAACAAAACAAGUUUUUUUAACUAUAUUACAAAUAUGUUGACUCCACGAUUCGAAAUAACUCAAACAGAUACAGAAGUUGUAAUAAUUAUUCAUGCGCCAUAUGCCAAUAUUAAGGAUACAGAAGUUUAUGUUGAAGGCACAGAUUUUAGGUUUUAUUCUACGCCAUAUUAUUUAAGGUUGAAGCUUCCAGGUGAGAUAGAAGAAAAUGAUUCUUCAUUUGGAUCUUACGAUUGUGAGAAGGGGGAUUUCUGUUUAAGAUUUUCUAAAGUAAACCAAGGAGAAUAUUUUGAAAAUUUGGAUAUGAUAAGCACAUUGUUAGCUCCCUCAAAAAAGAAGAACAUAAAUGUUCCAAAUAUUGAAGUAAUUGGAAAUCCAUCAGCAAAUUCAGAAGACAUAAAUGAAGUGUCAAAUGAAUGUAAUAAUAUAUUAGAUGAAAAUACAAAUGGGGAUGAAUGGUACAUACAUCAAAACAAUCCUAAUGAAACUGUACCUCUUUUAUCUUCUUCUCCAAAAUAUGGUUUUGCAAACAAAAUAUCUGGAGCUUUAGUAGCUUUUGAGUCAUCUUGGAUUAAAGAAGUGAUAGAUCUUCCAAUGCCUGAUGUAACACCCCAGUCUGAACGAAAAAUUUUGAGAGAGAAACGUGAACUUUCAGAUUUUAAUGAGGAACAUUAUUUGGCAGAUCUUAUGCAGCCAGAAUGCAUAGAACCAUAUAUAAUGUUUACUGCAGAAUGGGACAAUUUAGAAAAAGAUAACAUUUCGUUUAAUGAGAUUGAAGUGGAUCUAUUAAAAGAGCUUCCCAAUAAAGAAUAUUUAUUAAAUAAUGAAGAAACACAUAAAUUACUUUUAAGCUUAGUUGAUAUUUUAUUUGGAAACUGUUACAAUCAUAGAACAACGUUAGGAGAAAAUACAGUUGAAAGUAGUUGGACUGUGAACAAAUUAAGUUCUACAUUGACUUGGUUUGAUGAUUUUUCUACCCCAGAAGAAGUUGUAAGAGCGUGUUUUAGAAGAUCAAUAUGUUACCCACUUUUUCGAAAUUGGAAACUUUCUACAAAAGUCUUUGAAGAUGUAAAGAAAGUUAUUAAGUUAGGUAAAAAAUAUAUUAUAAAACGUUUCUGUGAAAUUCACGGUAUGUUUAAUAAUUCAUGUGAACCACGCUACAUACUAAAUCAGUUGUAUAUAAAAGAUUAUCUAAUUUGGUUACAACAAAUUAAUGAAUCUUUAAUAGAAUUACUGGACUCUUUAAUUGCUAAUAUUCAACCCAGUAAGGAAGAAAUGGGACUUGAUUUAAUAGAAUUAGAACAGGCAGCUUAUUCUGUUCAAGAAGAAGAUCUUAUCAUAGAAAAUUCUGUUCAUGAGAUAGUAGAUCAAAUUGAUGACUUAACAAUUAACGACAAUGACAAGAGCAAGCCAAAGACUAUAUACUACAUUAAAGACAAACAUUCUUUAAAGUAUUUGUUAUCAAGCAGUUCGAGUUCAAGUGACAGCAGUGAUACAGAUUCUGAAAGUGAUUCAGAAAGUAGUACUUCAACUACUACAACAAGCGACAGUAGCAGUUUAGAUUCCGAUGACGCGAGCGAACCAGAAGAAAUUUUAAAAGCGUGCACUUAACGUUUAACUCUUACAUGCGUUUCUACAUCUUUAUGUUGAUAAUGAUGUACUUCAAAAAUCUCUGUAAAAACAUUCUCCAAAUUCAUAUAUUUAUUUAUAAUAUAUGUAUAAGUAACAUUUCAUAAUUGUACCCUAUGUGUUCAUAUUAAUAUAUAUAUUUACAAUGUAUGAAUAUGGGUGUAGUCUGGAAGGAGAGAGAAGAAACUCAUACGUUUCACGAAUGUAGUUCUAGAGAAAAUAGAUUGGAUUUUGUCCCUUCCUGGGGAAAAAGGAAUUCAAUUACAAUCCUUUUAAAGCAAUAUGAUGUAUAUGAUGAUGUUAAAGCACAUCUUGUCUCUCCUCCUUGGUAACCUGACUACUCCCAUGUGUAUAAAAUCGUUUACAAACUUUAAAUCGGUGUAUAAAUAAGAUUCUCUUAUAUCUAUCUUACAAUCAUCUAGAUGUCAUACUCGUAUAAGCAUGUACAGUGUACGCAUUAUCUCGAUGGAAUACACUUUCCUGAAUAAACAUGAUCUGUUCAUUAAA
This is a messenger RNA of Megachile rotundata (alfalfa leafcutting bee), 2170 nucleotides long. RefSeq names its product protein SHQ1 homolog. NCBI's taxonomy places the organism in Eukaryota, Metazoa, Arthropoda, Insecta, Hymenoptera, Megachilidae. Gene Ontology annotation, biological process: box H/ACA snoRNP assembly. The record is from RefSeq and is a predicted model, not a curated record. Gene Ontology annotation, cellular component: cytoplasm; nucleoplasm.